AUGGCUGAAGCAAAUCAAAGCAUAUUUUCAAAUAGACAUAUAAUGGUAACUCAAGAUGCAACUGAUUUAGAAGUAAUUCAAAAUGGAGAUAAUACAGAAGAAGUUGCUAAUUGUAGUACUAGAUGUGAAACUAAAUAUGAAUCAUUUUCAAAAGUAUGUUUUAAAAUUAGUUGGAACAAAGGAUGUACAGAAUGGAAUACUUAUAGUACAAAAACUUCCUCAGCAGCUGUCAGUUCAUUUUUACAGAUGAUUGGUUGGAAAAAGUGUUCUAGACUUUCUGGACCUCGAGUAUUUGGUUUUGAUAUUAAACCAUUACAUGAUGCUUAUGAAGAUGAUUUUGAUAAAAUAAAUAGUAAUAUUUUGGUUGAAGAUGUAGAAGUAGGAAAUGGAGUUUUUCGUUCCAUUUCAACUUUACUUAAAGUAUUGAUACCAUUUUGGAAAUCAGGUGAAAAACCAGUAAUUACUGUAGGUGAUACACUUCAUAUAAAACUUGGUGGUGAUGGCAGGAAUGUGGGAAGAAAAAAGAAUCAUGUGUUGUUGACUUUUUGUUUAUUAAAUGAAGGUAAUGAAGUACUAAAACCAGAACAUCAAUUCAGUAUAUGUCUUUAUAUAGGCAAAGAAAAAUAUGAAACAUUAGCAACAGUUUGUAAAAUAUUUGAUUCACAAAUAACUUCUCUUAAAGCUCAUGAAGAUAUAAUCAAAUUUGAACUUGAAGCCAAGAACUGGGUGAGAUCUUUUUGUCAACCUACAUUAGGCAUAAUAAAUUCUACAUCAGCAAUUCCAGGGCUUUAUAGAAAGGAGGAUGUUACUCCAUAUAUGCAUAUUCUUACAAUGCAUGUGCCUUUUUUUUUGCGUAAUUUAAACAACCAAGGUCUUUCAUUUAGAUUAUUUUCAACAAGUAGCAUUGAAAAAAAAAAUCAUGAACAAGUCAAGUUGUUUUUUGGUGGCACUACAAUGGGAGGUGGUAACAAAACAAAGCCUGUUGUUUAUGAUAUGAUGGUAUUUGAAAAUAGGCAAAUAUUUUAUUUGCUUAAUAAAGCUCCAAAAGAAAUUACAUGUAAAAGUAUCACUAUAUCUAAUGAUUAA
This is a messenger RNA of Entrophospora sp. SA101, 1086 nucleotides long. The record is from the annotation of a GenBank genome assembly. NCBI's taxonomy places the organism in Eukaryota, Fungi, Glomeromycota, Glomeromycetes, Entrophosporales, Entrophosporaceae.